ACAUGGCAGGCGAGGGCUUCAGCGACCCCAUGCCGAUACAGACCAGGUGCUGGCCGGUGCUGUUGGCAGGGCGCGAUGUGGAGGCCAUCUCGGAGCCAGGCAGCGGGAAAACCCUGGCCUACAUGCUACCUGCCGCCGUGCUGCUGGCCACCAAGGGGCAUGGCGGCAGCACACUUCCAGACGGCCCGCUGGCCCUCAUCUUGCUGCCGACCCGCGAGUUGGCACAGCAGGUGGCCAGCGCCUGUCGUGACUUGCGCAAGUACUGUGGGCUCAGGACCUGCUGCAUCACGGGAGGCAUUGACAAACAGCAGCAAGUGGAGGCGCUUAGCAAACAGCCUCACCUACUGGUGGCCACCCCUGGCAGGCUGCUGGACCACGUGCAAGACGGCGCGCUCAAGCUAGCCCAGGUUUCCUACCUGGUGCUCGACGAGGCGGACAAGAUGCUUGGGCUUGGCUUCCAGCCGCAGAUUGAGCAGCUGAAGCAACACCUGCUGCCGCCAGCUGAGCAGGAGGGCAUCGCUAAGAAGCAGAAGAAGAUGCGCAGAGUGCAGGUGGCCCUGUUCACGGCAACCAUGCCCGAGUCCCUGCAGGAGCUUGCGGCGGCCUGGCUGCAGCAGCCGGAGGUCAUCCGCGUGGCAACCUCUGCAGCUUGCAUCAGCAGCAGCAUCACCCAGGUGGUGCAAGUGUGUGCCGAACACAAGAAGUCUCACAAACUGAUCAAGCAUCUUGAAAAGAUCACAGCAUCAGCACAGGGAGCGCGUGUGAGGCCGCGGGUACUCAUUUUCACCAACAGGAUCAAGACGUGCCGCUUUGUGCACAGGCUGGUCCAGGAGGCUGGCUACCGCGCCACCCUGCUGCACGGCGAGCGUGGACAGGAGGAGCGUGAGGUCGCGAUGUUGGACUUCCGUAGCGGCAAGGCGCAGAUCAUGGUGGCCACCGAUGUUGCAGCUCGCGGCCUCCACAUUCGCGGGCUACCCCAUGUUGUGAAUUGGGACCUGGCGACCAACAUGGAGCAGUACAUCCACAGGGUGGGGCGCACGGGGCGGCUGGCCACCGACGGCCAUGCAUUCAGCUUUUUCACGCGUGAGAUGGCACGCCUGGCUGGCGCCAUGGUCGAUUUGCUGCAGCAGCAUGGCCAGGUGCGCAUGGGAUGGUUUGUGCAGGAUCAAUCCUGUACCAGCCAUCACGUUGCUGACAUGAUACACAUUGUCUUUUCCACGUGCAGGCUGUUGACCCCAAUCUUGUCAAGCUCGCCGAGAGCUAUCAAAUAG
This is a messenger RNA of Chlorella variabilis, 1271 nucleotides long. RefSeq lists its product as hypothetical. NCBI's taxonomy places the organism in Eukaryota, Viridiplantae, Chlorophyta, Trebouxiophyceae, Chlorellales, Chlorellaceae. The record is from RefSeq and is a predicted model, not a curated record. The transcript has 10 exons. Gene Ontology annotation, molecular function: nucleic acid binding; ATP binding. Bases 3 to 1271 code for a protein of 422 amino acids.